AUGAGACCGUUGCGAGAUGAUUCCAAACGCCGAGGGGACCGGAGGCUGAGCUCCAGCAUGAAAGCCACUUCAGCCCACCGUUUCUCAGAUCGGGUGCCAGAUCGCUUCAAGGAUGGGGACGAUUCUCAGAUGGAUUUCACCGCACCCCCACGGGGUAUGGGCUCUCGGGAUGGCAAUGUGCACUACAUGCAGCAGUCCCUCUUCUCCAUGAUUGCCGCCGUCGGCUCCAAGUCGGAUUUCCGGGCCCGAUUUGAUGAAUCGAGUGAUAGUGAUGGAGAGACUGAGGCCCAUCCGCGGAAAGAGCCUUCCUCAGCAGCAGUAUCAUCUCCGACCCGUUCCCCAUCAUCCGAUCGACCACAACCGAGCGAGAAAUCAGCAACGAAACCGCAGGGUGAUACCGAAGACAGAGGCCGUCACCACCGAAGGACGAUAUCAGACAAUAAAAUUCUGCGGAAACCAUCCCGACCGAGCUCCCAGAACAGAACUGAUGACCCUUCCGCACAGAGCGAGUCGACUCUCGCGAUUCCCCCUCUAAGGCGCACCCGCAGCGCGACGCCGCGGGCAGCUCCUGUCCUGAGUCGCAUGGUGGAGGCACAGACCCACUUCGAUAUAUCUGCCCCGGAGCGAUCGCCGUCUAAAUCUCAGGAACCGAUCGAAGACCGGCCACAAUCUUCAGCAUCCGCGCUCUCCACACGGCUGAUGGAGAUGUUCGGGUUCGAGACACCUGAGAAGGUCUUGGUCGAGUACGCUUGCUCAUUACUGCAGAGCAUGCUCCUCCAGGGCUAUAUGUACGUGACCGAAGGGCAUAUCUGCUUCUACGCCUACCUUCCAAAGAAGUCGAAUAUAGCGAUCAAGUCGGGCUACCUCUCCAAGCGCGGUCGCCAAAACCCUAAAUAUACUCGCUAUUGGUUUGCGUUGAAAGGCGAUGUCCUUUCGUAUUAUGCAGACUCUUCCAAUCUGUACUUUCCUAGCGGCCACGUCGAUCUUCGAUACGGCAUCUCCGCAACGCUCGCGGACCCGAAAGGCAAAGGCGAAGCCAAGGAUUUCCAAGUCACCACCGACCAACGGACUUACUUCUUUCGAGCGGAAAGUGCCACAAGCGCCAAGGAAUGGGUGAAGGCUCUUCAGAAAGUCAUCUUCCGGACACACAACGAAGGCGACAGCGUCAAGGUGUCUUUCCCCAUUAAAAACGUCAUUGACUUGGAGGAGAGCCCCAUGGUCGACUUCGCCGAGACAUUUAAGAUUCGAGUUGUCGAUAGUGGCGAAACCUUUGCUGUUGAUGAGUAUUUCUUUUCAUUUUUCAAUUCGGGAAAAGACGCCUUCGACUAUCUGAAAGACUUGGUGAAUACUACAUAUUCAAAGAAUGUGUCAAAAGAGACAUCGGACCAGCGCGAUUCGCAAGUUCAAGCUAAGCCAGACCAGACUGAUCGAACGAGACUGACGGUCAGCAGUGGACUACCCUUCGGGAAGAGGGAGGAACAUCUGCCUCGCAGGCCGGGCGCAGGUGUUGGCAAUGGGCAUCAAGGUUCAUCCGAUUCAUUUGAGGAGCAAGGAACCGAGUCUUCGCCCGUUGUGCAUUCCAUGACAGACACGACUGAAUCCGCAAGUCAAAUACUGAACCGAAGUGAUGUCUUUCAGUCUCCUACGAUACACACCUGGCGUAGACAUUCAUCCGACGAAGGGCAGGUCAGCCGUCGACGCUCUGAUGAUACAGCCCGUUCUGCAUCCGCGCGACUGGAUACUUCUGCUGGUCCGAGCCAGUUGGAUAUGGCUGUAGGUGGCAUGGAUGGGAACGCAGAGAACAUAUGCUUUGCUUCCGGUCAGUCUGACCAGAUAACGCCGGACCCGUCGAAGUUCCAUUCGGCUGCCUCGCUGAAUGAACUUGUCAAGGCAGGAUCAUAUCCCCUCCAGCGCGCUGCAGGAUUUGCAGACUACCUGAGAAGUCGAUCAAAACAGAUGAGCAGCUUGUUGGCAACCGAAUCAAUGGGUUAUAUAGAGAAGGUGUCUGGCAUGUGGACUGGGGGUCAGAAGCACUACGGGGAGGCCGAGGGCGUGUUGGCUGAAGGCCAAAACGUGGAUCCCGAGGACAAGGAAGGCGGCUUUAAUUAUGGUGAUCGCUUCCGCGCCCAUUUCGCCCUUCCGUCAAGGGAGAGGCUGCAAGCGACAUAUUACGCCUAUUUACACCGCGUGUUGCCCCUCUACGGCAAGAUUUACAUCAGCCAAAGGAAGCUCUGUUUUCGCAGUCUCAUUCCUGGCACGCGCACCAAGAUGAUUCUUCCGCUGAAAGAUAUGGAGAAUGUUGAGAAGGAGAAAGGCUUUCGGUUUGGCUACCAUGGACUUGUGGUGAUCAUCCGCGGCCAUGAAGAGCUUUUCUUCGAGUUCAAUACGUCGGAUUCCCGGGACGACUGUGCUGUGACGUUGCAUCAGAACCUUGAAUCGGUCAAGUUUUUGGUGGGAUCUGGAUUGUUGGCGGAAGAGGAGCGAGAGGAAGUCGAGGCGGCCAAGGCCGAGCAUCGCAUGCUGCAAGAAGCUAGAAUGGACCAGCCCGAAGAGUAUGAUUCUCGCCCAACGCUCAACGAGGACUCUUCCGAGAUUCAUCCGUUUUUUGAUGAUCCUCGUGCUUCGAUCAUCAACUUCAAACCUGCUGAACCUUUGAGGAUUGCUUGUCUGACCAUCGGCUCCCGGGGCGAUGUACAGCCGUAUAUUGCUCUGUGCAAGGGGCUACUUGCGGAGGGCCACAAACCAAAGAUUGCCACGCACGCCGAAUUUGAGCCGUGGAUCCGAAAGCAUGGGAUCGACUUUGCACCUGUGGAAGGAGACCCUGCAGAGCUGAUGCGUAUUUGCGUUGAGAAUGGCAUGUUUACCUUUUCCUUCUUGAAAGAAGCAUCAUUGAAGUUCAGAGGUUGGAUUGAUGAACUUUUAUCCUCGGCAUGGACCAGUUGUCAGGACAGUGAUCUGCUCAUCGAAUCGCCCAGUGCUAUGGCCGGCAUCCAUAUUGCGGAGGCGCUUCGGAUUCCUUACUUCCGCGGCUUCACCAUGCCCUGGACGAGGACGCGGGCAUAUCCGCAUGCAUUUGCAGUCCCAGAACAUCGAAUGGGCGGGGCGUACAACUAUAUCACGUACGUCAUGUUCGACAACGUUUUUUGGAAAGCGAUUGCCGGACAGGUCAACCGAUGGCGCAACAACGAGCUGGGAUUGAAGGCUACUGCUUUGGACAAAAUGCAACAGAACAAGGUCCCAUUCUUAUAUAAUUACUCGCCCUCCGUGGUGCCCCCUCCUCUCGACUACCCGGAUUGGAUCCGCAUCACCGGCUACUGGUUUUUGAGCGAGGGUUCGGAUUGGACCCCACCGGCUGAGCUGUCAGACUUCAUUGAACGAGCCCGAAAAGAUGGCAAAAAGAUUGUGUAUAUUGGGUUUGGAUCAAUCGUGGUUUCGGACCCGUCAGCCCUCACGCGGACCGUCAUUGAAUCUGUCCGGAAAGCCGACGUGCGCUGCAUCCUCUCAAAGGGAUGGUCCGACAGGCUCGGUGACCCUGCCAGUACCAAGUCUGAAAUCCCUCUGCCACCAGAGAUCUACCAGAUUCAAGCCGCACCCCACGAUUGGCUGUUCUCCCAAAUUGACGCUGCCGCCCAUCAUGGUGGGGCGGGAACCACCGGUGCCAGCUUGCGUGCCGGUGUGCCCACUAUUGUCAAGCCAUUCUUUGGUGACCAGUUUUUCUUCGGUGGCCGGGUCGAGGAUUUGGGCGUGGGCAUCUGCAUGAAGAAACUGAAUGUCAGUGUGUUCUCGCGCGCACUCUGGGAGGCCACGCACAGCGAGCGGAUGAUCAUCAAGGCCCGCAACCUGGGUGUGCAGAUCCGGAAUGAAGACGGCGUGGCUACCGCAAUCCAAGCUCUUUACCGCGACCUCGAAUACGCCAAGACGCUUGCCCGACAACGCUCAAUCGCCUCGUCCACGCCGUUCUCGCCGACCCCUUCGGCCAAGGUCUCGCCGGAUGAGGGUGACGAAGAUCUAGACGAUAUCGAGGAAUGGACCUUUAUAGGUGACGAGACGGACAUCGACAUCUCGAAACGGAUGCGCGAUCGAGCUGCCUCUGAUGCUGACCAGCUCGCCAUGAACAUGUUCUCAUGA
Penicillium alfredii is the source of this 4128-nucleotide messenger RNA. RefSeq lists its product as uncharacterized. The record is from RefSeq and is a predicted model, not a curated record. The transcript has 3 exons. NCBI's taxonomy places the organism in Eukaryota, Fungi, Ascomycota, Eurotiomycetes, Eurotiales, Aspergillaceae. Gene Ontology annotation, biological process: carbohydrate metabolic process. Bases 1 to 4128 code for a protein of 1375 amino acids. Gene Ontology annotation, molecular function: UDP-glycosyltransferase activity; hexosyltransferase activity.